This is a messenger RNA of Cydia fagiglandana, 1768 nucleotides long. RefSeq lists its product as uncharacterized. The coding region runs from base 1033 to 1740 and encodes 235 amino acids. The record is from RefSeq and is a predicted model, not a curated record. NCBI's taxonomy places the organism in Eukaryota, Metazoa, Arthropoda, Insecta, Lepidoptera, Tortricidae. The transcript has 2 exons.
CGCCGACACCACGUAUCGCUCGGUCGCGCGUCCAUACAUUCUCAUUUUUUUCAAAAUCAUUUGUAAUUUAAUCGCUCAGUAUAUUAAAAGUUGUAAAAGUCCAAAUUGUGUCGACUACGUCAUUUCUCAAGAACCUGCGCCAACAGAUUCGAGCUGGAUGAGGUUUUGGAAUCCACUAUCUAAAGGAGGACAAAGGAAUUCAUCGGCGCGGUCGAACAAAGGAGUCGACAUUUUGGACACGUGGAGAUCUGGAGAUUCACCCAAAUUCAAGCAGAUUCAACAAGUUUAUACCUGAGUCUACAAUAUUUAAGCGAGAAUAUACCAGGAAAAGGGUUUGCAGUGGCAUUUGUGUGAGUUCGUUCCAAUUAUAUUCUUUUAAUUUCACUUCACUGUGUCUUUCAUACAGAGUGCUGUGCUCUUUUCCAUCGAAACCACUAUCUAAAGGUUUCAUUUCAAUCUAAAAUCCCAAUUAGUGCUAUAAUUCCGUCUAUUGCCCAUUGUUACUAAAUAUUCUUUUGGAAUCGAAAUUAUAUCGAUCUUUAUUUCUAUAAACUAUCAACAAAGGUAGCUUCAGUAUCUUGUUUUCAGAGGUCUAGAAGGCUGUGUUGCCUCUAUUUGAGCCAAUACAGAACAAAAAUUGAAAUAUUAGCUAAUUUUUAUUCGAACAUUCCAGAACCGGCGAGGGGUCAAAGUCCACGAUCUCGCCGGCCGCCUGCCUACGUGACCGCGCGUUGUCUCGAGUAACGGGACUUCGGGCGUGGCUUGUUCGCACGUUUGCUUGACUAUCCUUCUGCCUGCUUAAUCACGCUUCGCAUAAAAUUUAAGUAUAUUUCCAAUAGUUUUCACUCUUUUGUACAAUAUUUGCCUUCAUUUACCGCGUGUUUAAUUAUUAUUUUUCUUACAGCUGUAGGGCAGUUUGAGAUUUGUUUCGUUUUCACUCUCGCAUAUUAAAUAGCAUUUUAACGCAAGCUUCAAUAAUUGCAAUAUUUUUUUGUUCAAUUUAUUUUUUUUCUUCUUCCUUUAAACUUCAUAAUGGACAAUUUAAAAUCACUAAAGAAAAGCCGAGCAAGCUUCAAAGCAAAGCUGACUGUUUUCAAAGAUUAUUUAAAUGCUUUGCUACCUAGCAGUGAGCUUAAUAGCGUACAAAUGCAUGAGCUUACCAUGCGACAUGCCAAAAUGUCAGAAAUGUACAACGAUUUCGAUUCCAUACAAAAUGAUAUAGAAAGCUUGACGGAAAUUCCAGAUGAGGAGUACGCAGAGCGGACUUCCUUUGAGGCCCGGUACUUCGGUGCCAUGGCUGCUGCGCAAGACCUGCUCAGCAAGCAUGCCGCGCCCGCCGAGCCUGCCUCUGCGGUGCACGACAGCGGAUCGGUGGCGGGAUCAGAAACACGACCACUUACGACACUCUCCAAAUACAUGAGAGUGCAACAGCUCAAGGCUCAUUUUUGGAGAAGAUACUCAAAAGAAUAUAUUUCAGAGCUCCAGUCCCGCAGCAAGUGGCGCACUCAGGGUGCGCAUCCACAGCUGGGCGAGAUGGUCAUCAUCAAGGAUGACCGCCUACCACCCUACCGAUGGCUGCUCGGACGAGUCACAGCCGUCCACCCGGGCAGCGACGGCGUCAACCGCGUCGCCGACGUCCUCACCACUACGGGGACCCUGCGCAGGGCAUACAACCGGCUCUGCCCACUUCCAUCGACGUUGGAUCAGGCAGCUCCUGACCCAAGGGGGGCAGCCUGUUAACGCUCCAUCCAUGUGUGCGUGCGCGCAC